This is a messenger RNA of Triplophysa rosa, 5949 nucleotides long. It is a transcript of the gene kcnq5a, whose product is annotated as potassium voltage-gated channel, KQT-like subfamily, member 5a. Gene Ontology annotation, cellular component: membrane. Lineage: Eukaryota; Metazoa; Chordata; Actinopteri; Cypriniformes; Nemacheilidae. Gene Ontology annotation, molecular function: voltage-gated potassium channel activity. The record is from RefSeq and is a predicted model, not a curated record. The transcript is spliced from 17 exons. Gene Ontology annotation, biological process: potassium ion transport; transmembrane transport. Bases 280 to 3396 code for a protein of 1038 amino acids.
CGCGGCGGAGAGUGCAGAGUCAUCUGGAGGAUCACAACUUUACCAAAUCUUUCAUAGCCUAUCUGCAAAUUACCUGAGUGUCCGCAGUAAUCUGUAGAUUAAGCACAACAUAGAUUCAGUUGUUAAAUAUUUCAAAAACACGAGAAACAAGAACAAAAACAAAGUUUUAAAUAUAAGACUGGGAAGCUCUUGUUUAUGUGAGAGUUCAGCGUUACAGCAUCUGCAUAUGUGCGCACCGCUGGUGCCAGACGCGCGUUUCCAGCCCGCGCUUGUGAUGCGAUGCCCCGCAACCACAGCGGCGAUGAGGGCGGAACUGGUCUCUGGAUGAAGACCUCUCAGCAGUAUGGAAUGAAAGAUGUUGAAGCCGGUCGUGGAACGAUGAACAACGCGACCAAGACAGUCGACAGUCUGCUGUCGGCGCCCGGCACAGCAGGUGCAGGAGGUUCGGAGAACCUGAGGAGAAAGCAGGGUGCCCGGCUGAGCCUGCUCGGGAAACCGCUCACCUACAGUGCGCAAAGCGGCCGGCGAAACGCGCGCUACAGGAAGCUCCAGAACUAUCUCUACAAUGUCCUGGAACGACCGCGUGCCUGGGCAUUCGUUUACCAUGCCUUUGUGUUCACCUUGGUGUUUGGCUGUCUGGUCCUGUCUGUGUUCUCCACCAUCCCUGUUCAUAUGGAGCUCUCCAAUCACUGUCUCAUCAUACUGGAGUUUGUCAUGAUUGUUGUGUUUGGUCUGGAGUACAUCAUUCGCAUCUGGUCGGCCGGAUGCUGCUGUCGCUACAGGGGAUGGCAGGGUCGACUGCGCUUUUCGAGAAAACCGUUCUGUAUCAUCGACAUUAUUGUGCUCAUUGCAUCCAUCGGCGUGGUUUCAGCUGGUAGCCAGGGCAAUAUUCUUGCCACGUCUGCACUUCGCAGUCUGCGUUUUUUACAGAUCCUGCGCAUGGUGCGUAUGGACAGGCGAGGCGGUACCUGGAAACUGCUGGGAUCUGUUGUCUACGCUCACAGCAAGGAGCUUGUGACCGCCUGGUAUAUUGGCUUCUUGGUGCUGAUCUUCUCUUCGUUCCUAGUCUACUUGGUGGAGAAAGAAUUUAACACACAGUUUGCCACCUACGCAGAUGCUCUUUGGUGGGGUACGAUCACCCUCACCACCAUUGGAUAUGGAGAUAAGACUCCACAAACCUGGACAGGGAGGCUUCUUUCUGCAGGGUUUGCUUUGCUGGGCAUCUCGUUCUUUGCUUUGCCUGCUGGUAUUCUUGGCUCUGGCUUCGCUCUGAAGGUUCAAGAGCAGCACAGACAGAAGCACUUUGAGAAGAGGAGAAACCCAGCGGCCAGCCUGAUACAGUGUGUGUGGCGUAGCUAUGCGGCUGAUGAGAACUCGGUUUCCAUUGCUACCUGGAAGCCUCAUUUGAAGGCGUUGCAUACCUGCAGCCCUGCAAAGAAAGACCAGGGGGAAACCAUCAGCAGUAAGGGUCAUAGUAAUAGACAGAGGCUCUUCAGGAGGUAUACCACACGGAAAUAUAGCCAAAAGCUUAGUUUUCGGGAGCGUGUGCGCAUGGCCAGUCCUCGCGGUCAAAGCAUAAAGAGCAGGCAGAUGUCGGUGAAUGACCGGCGCUCUCCCGGCACAGAGGCAGGUGUAGAGGGCAGCAGUCCUGCUAAGGUCCAGAAGAGUUGGAGCUUUAAUGAUCGGACUCGAUUUCGCCCGUCUCUUAGACUCAAGAGCCAGUCGCGCACAACAGCUGAAGCCGACACCAAUUUUGGAGCAGAUGAUGCUUUCGAUGAGAAGGGAUGUCACUGUGAUGUGACUGUGGAAGAUCUGUCUGCUCCGCUGAAGGCAGUCAUCAGGGCCAUCAGGAUAAUGAAAUUCCAUGUGGCCAAGAAGAAAUUUAAGGAGACGCUGCGGCCGUAUGAUGUGAAAGAUGUGAUUGAGCAAUACUCUGCUGGCCACCUGGAUAUGUUGUGUCGUAUCAAGAGUCUCCAGACUAGGUUGGAUACCAUUGUGGGUCCACAGACCCUGAGCGGCAAAGCCAAGACCUUUUCUUCUCCCUCCCUGCACUUGUAUUACAGCCAGGCCAAGAAGAAACACUCUGCCUCAGGACUUGCUACAGCAGUUGGUCCACAUCUGAGCUCCAAAGCCAGGAACCUUUCUUCUCCCUCUCUACACAUGUAUUACAACCAAAGCAGGAAGAAGAGCUCGGGAGUGGAUCAGAUACUGGGAAAGGGCCAGAUUUCUGUAGACAGGAGAGGCCGAGAGAAAAUCCUCCCAGAAGGCGAAGCUCUGGAGCAUGACAUGAGUAUGCUUGGCCGUGUCUGCAAAGUAGAGAGACAAGUGCAGUCCAUUGAGUCCAAGCUCGACUCUUUGCUGGAUAUAUACCGUCAGGUGUUGCAGAAAGGGUCCUCCUCAAUGUUGGGUCUAUCUGCCUUGCCUCUAUUUGAGCUGGAUCAAACCUCUGACUACCAAAGCUCCAUCCACAGUAAAGACUUAUCCUCCUCUUCUCAGCUUACGGCUAACAGCGUGUCUCACUCUGGCAGCAGUAACCUGCACCGUGGCCUGCAUCUUGCCCUGACCCCCAGUGAACUCAACCUGGGUACAGGUUAUACGCCUUCGGCCUCCUCCUUCUCACCUUCCCCCCUACUCAACAAUCAACCCUCCAGCCCUGACUGUUUUUACCCAGCGUCCCCACCUCCCAUCCUCACCCCCAAUAACCUUUCUAGAAGCCACCAGAGGUUCCCUGAGCUGACCAGGCCUGUGCCCACCCCCCAUUCGACCUCAACCACCCUUCAGCUUCCGCCUUUGGUUUCUGCGCUUCAGUGCAGGCCCACUAGCCUUAUCCCAGAAACGUUACAGGAGAGCAGGGCGGAGUGCCCAAACUCUUGCCUGCUGAGUAUCCAAACUGCGGUUAAGUUAGACGGAGAGGCCGAUAAUAUGGAAAGCACGGUACAGCUGAGGAACAAGCCGGAGCGUAGCUCCAAGGAAGAGGGGUCCUGGAGGAGACACUUAAGCCUCGAUAUCGAUCCUUUGGGGCUCAUGUCUUCUCCAGCAACCGCCUCGCUGCAAGUCGAGCGCGGGCUCGGUAAGUCUCUCUCUGCUCAGAACCUCAUGCUGCCGUCUGCUGGGGACUGCCACCCCAGCUUGUCCACUCGGAGCAGCGGCAGUAGCAACAACGAAUCCAGUGACCGGGAGCCGCUGACCGACUGGGGCGAUACAGAGCUGUUCAUCAAUGAUAAAGAGAUGGACACCAUGGAGGGUGACCACUACCUCCUCCAUCACCAACAAAGCACCGAUAUGAUCUUCUCCUCUGAACUGCUGCGGACUGGAGCCAGCGGGUCAUAUCCCAGUGAGGCCGGACCAAGAGAUAGCCCGGAGUCCAAUAACCUGACUCACGUCUGUUUAGAAUAACCCCGGAGAAUGUGGAGAAUGGACACAACCUCGUGUCCCUUGUGUGCUUUUUCCCAAAGGAAAUGGAGUGUCCAAUUCACUCUGCAUCUUUUCUAAUUUUCACAGAAAAAAGAUACGAUGCUCAUACGUUUAUGUUUAUACGUACAUAUCAAUGCAUGAACAGUUUGUCAAAAAAAUAUGAUUUUUUAUCAGUGGGAAACUGAUGGAGAAGAAGCAUUAAAGGUUAUGGUACUGAAUGAUCUCUACUUUCGGACUCGCAUGGGAACGGCAUGUUUAAAAUCCAAAAGCAGGUUUGGAAGUGUGUGUAUGCACUCAUAGUAACAAGCUCUUGCUCAGAAGUUUCACUUCCUUCUGAAUGUUUUGCAAUCCACUCAUUGCAUGUGUUGAGGAUUAUGGGAGGAAGAGCAGAAAACCAGAUGGUUACUUCUGAAAAUGUUAAGCCUACUAUGCAAACCUCAGCCAAUCAGCAGGGUUUGCAAGAAACGUCAGAUAAAAGAACAGAGACCAAAUGCAUCUUCACACUGUAGCCUACACAGAGUGUAUUUUCUUAAUUUAACUAUAUGCUCUAAAUUUUGAGGGUUUAGUAUUUGAAUGCUUCAUGGAAGGGUUUUGUUUGGUUUAAGUUUAGUUUGGAGAAGACAAAGAUUUCAGAGUUUUCUUAUUCCAGAGUUUUCACAUGUGGACGUUUGGCUGCUAAAAUGUGAAAUAUGAGGAACAGAUCAUAUCCCUUUCAUUAACACAAUAAAUCAACAGUUGCAAUAUCAUAACUUACAAUUGUAAUUAUUACUUUUUUAUGUUUUUUUUUUUGCUUAGUGACCUGCAUUUGUUUAAUAAGAAAUGAAAUAAUGAUUUUGCUGUCAAGUAGAAAGUCAUAACAAAGUGUUUCUGUUGGAACAGCAGCAAUAUUUAAUUUGUGUUUUAUUUUAUAUUAGUUUUUAACGUCUGUAGCAAUCAUACAGUAUCUAAAUUUCUUAAACCUAAACCUCAGCUUUGUAACCUCUGUUCUACGUUCCAUGCUUCUGAACGGUACAAUAAGUGGUUUCGCUAAAACGCUGUCUAUAUAACUUAGAAUGUAACUUGUAUAUCGUUAUGUGUAUGUAGAAUGAUAUCCAUAAUUAUCUGUUUUAUUUUAUUUUGUUUUGUUAAAAGCAUCUGAGGUGUACAUUAAGGAUGUUUUUGGCACUGUACAAAUGAAAGCACAACUGUUCAGGGGUCUCAUUUAUAAAACUGUGCGUAUCCUUACUAAAAUUGUACGUGCGCCCGAAAUCCAAAAAUAGCGUACGCCAAAAAAAUAUUCCGACUUGUAAAACCGUGCGUACGCACACCUGAAAGCAAUUCGCUUUAUAAAUCACCUGCAAGUGUGCGUACGUGAAUCAGCCUCAUAACCCGCCCUGCACACGCCCAUUUUUACCCAUAAAUAGUCAAUGCAAAGCACAUCAUGAUACUAAUUUGUAUAUUAAUAAAACUGGCAUCCAAUCCGCUUGUUAAGCCUGACGUCACGCACCAUAAUGGACAUAUACCGUUUCCGGGUCCAACCGCUAUCAGAUGCCAUAGGAAAAUAACAUAAACGACGUAAAACUGCAGAAAAUCCCCGAUCCCAUCCUUUAUCUCCGUAACGAAAUCACAAAUGGCCACACAUGAGAUUCACUACGAUUUACAAAUCAAUAAUUAUUAUUAAUAAUAAUUAAUCUUAUAAUUAUCUUGAAGCCAAAGAAGGUCUCUGCAGCAUUUAUAUGUUUACAGCAUUUAGACUGAUCAUUAACACCUCAUUCAAAUCACAUCAUUAGUGCUGUCAUUCACCUGAGAUCAAAUUUGAAGACAUAAUUGUACGUUUCCAGCCCCAUUUUGUGUGUAUACGCAACGUUUAUAAAUGAGACCCCAGAUGUGAAAAGGAAACCUGCAAAUGUGAUGAAUUGUUUUUAAAUGAAUAUGCUUUAAAUAUGAUUCAUAAUCCAGGCAUAGAUGAGAUGCUUAUAAUGUUUUCGAGUCCAUAUGAAUUAUAGUCAUCUGAAAUUCGAACUAAGAACAUGCCGAGAGCUGUGGAACUAAUUCAUGCUUGAAUUGCAGAAAAAGGUUGUACAGAUUUUUUUGUCUUUGUAACACAUUAAUAUUACAAUUGCUAUUACUUUUCUGAACGUUUUCUUUCAUUUGUAAUUGAAUGUUUUACGGUGCCUUUUUGCAUUUUAUUAAACAUUCAUAAAACUUCUGUAUUCAUAAGAGCACUCUUAUCUUUAACUCUUAUUGAAAUUAUGUUUGUGUUUCGAUAAUUGCACAUUCUCUGUUUGGCUGUGAAUUUAGAGCGUCUGUCAGUUUGAGCAACGUUUCUUUGUUUUACUACUUGAUCAAAUAAUUUAUUACACAGAAACUGGCCUUAAUAAACAUGCUUGAUAAUGUUAGAGUUCUCUGUCAUUCAGAAUAAUUUAUUUCAUCAUUGUGCACAUAACAGAGUUGAUGCUCAUGGGAUUGAAAAAUGCAAAAUGAAAAUUUAUGAUCAUCAUAAUACUUAAAUAAACAAGAGACUUGAAACUCAGCCCAGUCCUCUUCAUUAACGUC